Messenger RNA from Cylicocyclus nassatus, 786 nucleotides. The record is from the annotation of a GenBank genome assembly. NCBI's taxonomy places the organism in Eukaryota, Metazoa, Nematoda, Chromadorea, Rhabditida, Strongylidae.
AUGAUCGCUACCAAUGAGAACGAGGGAAAACAAGGCAUGUGCAUUUACACCAACCCGAGGGGUCAAGGGUCACGCUCUUCCGCAGUUUGCGGCCUCUUGGGCGGGGAGACGGGUACAAAGACCACGGAUGCUGACAAUAUCAAGACGAGAACAGCCAUGUCACUCAAAUCAGCUGGAUCACUUACAAAGGGGAUUUUGGGACGAUUACCAAAGGUAGCAGCCACAGAUGGAACCAUACAGCAAAAGCGUAACAAUUAUAUAUACGUUGGAAUGCAACAAGAGACCGAUGGGACUUUCCGCAGUGACCUCAAUUUGGGAUUCCACACGCUUUUUCUCACAGAACUGUUUCGAGGGUUUGGAGUGAUGCUUGGACACGUUUUCAUGGAACCUGCCACCAUCAACUACCCUUUCGAAAAGGGACCUAUCAGCUCUCGGUUCAGGGGUGAACAUGCCCUUCGCCGUUAUCCAUCCGGUGAGGAACGGUGUAUCGCUUGCAAAUUGUGCGAGGCUAUUUGUCCUGCACAGGCGAUUACGAUCGAGGCCGAAGCCCGCCCAGACGGUAGCAGACGAACUACUCGCUAUGAUAUUGACAUGACAAAAUGCAUAUAUUGUGGACUGUGCCAAGAAGCAUGUCCAGUCGACGCGAUAGUCGAAGGACCAAAUUUCGAAUAUUCAACAGAGACGCAUGGCGAGUUAUUGUAUAACAAAGAAAAGCUACUGUACAAUGGAGACCGAUGGGAACCAGAACUUGCUGCUAACAUUCAGGCAGAAUUCUUGUACCGUUAA